Molecule: messenger RNA, 942 nt
Organism: Prionailurus viverrinus (fishing cat)
Lineage: Eukaryota; Metazoa; Chordata; Mammalia; Carnivora; Felidae
Product: olfactory receptor 51V1-like
Exons: 1
Coding region: 1-942 (313 amino acids)
Biological process (GO): G protein-coupled receptor signaling pathway
Cellular component (GO): membrane
Molecular function (GO): olfactory receptor activity; G protein-coupled receptor activity
Source: RefSeq, a predicted model, not a curated record
AUGUCUGUUCAACCUGAUUCCAAAAUCAGUAACUCCACCUUUCUCCUUACGGGUUUCCCUGGCCUGGAACGGGAAUAUCCUUGGCUCUCCAUUCCUUUCUCCUGUAUCUAUGCUAUGGUACUCUUAGGGAAUUGCCUGGUGCUGCAUGUGAUCCGGACGGAGCCCAGCCUACAUGAGCCCAUGUUCUACUUCCUGGCCAUGUUGGCCCUCACUGACCUGUGCAUGGGGCUGUCCACAGUGCACACAGUGCUUGGGAUCUUGUGGGGCUUGAGCAGGGAAGUCAGCCUGGAUGCCUGCAUUGCCCAAACUUACUUCAUCCAUGGUCUGUCCCUCACAGAGUCUGGAGUCCUUCUUGCCAUGGCCUUUGAUCGCUUUACUGUCAUCUGCAAUCCUCUGAGAUAUACAUCCAUCCUCACCAAUAUGAGAAUCAUCACCAUUGGUGUGGCCAUUUUAGGGAGGAGUUUCCUGUUCAUUACCGCUCCCAUUGUCCGCCUAAAGUUCUUCGAUUACUGCCAUCCUCAUAUCCUCUCCCAUUCCUUCUGCCUGCACCAAGACUUACUUCGGCUUGCCUGCUCCGACAUCCGCUUCAACAGCUUCUAUGCCUUAGCCCUGGUGAUCUGCACACUCUUGUUGGAUUCGGUGCUCAUUCUCAUCUCCUACAUCUCGAUCCUGCAUUCAGUCUUGACUAUUGCAUCCCGGGACGAGCGGCUCAAGUCCUUGAAGACCUGUGUCUCCCACAUCUGUGCUGUUCUGGUUUUCUAUAUCCCAAUUAUUGGUUUGACUAUGGUGCACCGCUUUGGAAAGCACCUCUCUCCUGUGGUCCACGUCCUCAUGGGCAAUAUCUAUAUCCUUUUCCCACCCUUGAUGAACCCUAUCAUCUACAGUGUCAAAACCCAACAAAUACGUAGCAGGAUCCAGAGAUGGUUCACUAAACAAAACUGA